Cavia porcellus (domestic guinea pig) is the source of this 1391-nucleotide messenger RNA. RefSeq names its product linker for activation of T cells (gene Lat). The transcript has 11 exons. The record is from RefSeq and is a predicted model, not a curated record. Gene Ontology annotation, biological process: inflammatory response; positive regulation of protein kinase activity; regulation of T cell activation. The coding region runs from base 292 to 1131 and encodes 279 amino acids. Lineage: Eukaryota; Metazoa; Chordata; Mammalia; Rodentia; Caviidae. Gene Ontology annotation, cellular component: immunological synapse; membrane. Gene Ontology annotation, molecular function: protein kinase binding.
GAGGCAGGCAGAGGGGAGGCAGGCAGAGGGGAGGCGGGCAGGAGCAAGGGGUAGGGACGCUUGGCGCAGGAACCUUGCAGAGGAUAGCUGGGGUGAAGGCUGCACGGCGGGUGAUUGGUGCUGCAGCUCCCAGCCCAGCCCUGGCCUCGCCACCCUGGAUCAGGUCUCCCCGAACCAGCCCCGACCCCCGUGGCUGGGCUGAGAUCCAGGAGCUUCCUAGAGGGCGCAGCUGUGGCCCCCACGCGCCUGCUGCUUCUCUGUUGAAGGGGCCUGCCCUGGGCUCUCCUGCAGAUGGAGGAGAACAGUGUGGUCCUCUCAGAGCCCCUGGGCCUCCUGCUGCUGCCCCUCAUCGCCAUGUUGCUGAUGGUCCUUUGUGUGCGCUGCCGCGAGCUUCGAGGCUCCUAUGGCAGUGCUAGCGAAAAUCGUUCACAAACAGAGAGCUUCCUGUUCAAGCCGACUCCUUUGAUGUCUGAAGUUACUCCUUCAAGCUUGGCUCUAUCCUCAGAAAUGCUGCCCUCCUGGUCACCUUACCCAUCUGCUCCCGACCCACACCUGAGCCAGCCAGACCUGCUCCACAUCCCACGAUCGCCACAGCUUCUCCUGGGUUCCCACCGGAUGCCCUCUUCCCAGCAGGACUCAGAUGGUGCCAACAGUGUGGCGAGCUAUGAGAACCAAGGUGUGUCUGGAAUGCUGUACCAGGCCAGGCCGGGAGCCCGGUCUGCCCCUGGCCAGGCUGAAACCCCUGUGUCUCGAUUCCCAGAGGUAGCCUGUGAGGACGCGGAUAAAGAUGAGGAUGAGGAAGACUACCCCAACGAGGGCUACGGCGGCUAUGUGGAGGUGCUUCCCGACAGCACCCCAGCCACCAGCACUGGGGUCCCUUCGGCUCCUGUACCCAGCAACCCUGGCCUCCGAGACAGUGCCUUCUCCAUGGAGUCCAGAGAUUACGUGAAUGUCCCUGAGAGCGAGGAGAGCGCAGAAGCAUCUCUGGAUGGGAGCCUGGAGUAUGUGAAUGUGUCCCAGGAGCUGCAGCCCUUGCCGGGCACUGAGCCUGCCACCCUGAGCUCCCAGGAGGUGGAGGAUGAGGAAGAUGAGGAAGCUCCAGAUUAUGAGAACGUACAGGAACUUAGCUGAGGUCCCGCCAUGGCCGAGCUGUCCUGGAACCAGCCUGGCUGGAAAUUGAACUGGGCAGCUGAAAAAAGCCCCGGGGGCCCAAUUGGUGUCCUGCCCUGGCUGUAUCCUGAUAGCAGCCUGAGAAUCCCCCCUAACUUAUUGUCACUUUGGGGUCCAGUCUGUGUCCCCAACACUCUGCACCUUCUGACACAACCUGAGAAUGAACCUACCUGGUCCUGGCUCUCCUCUUCAGAAUGGAAUAAAGGCCGCUGUGGUCUGCA